ACCUUCCCAACAUGAAGGUGCUCACCUUGUUUCUUGCUGUGCUAGCCCUUGCUGCCACCACUGAAGGGUCUCCGGGUUUCCAGAGCAGCCGCUGUAAGUGCCUGGGAGCCAUGGCUGACUUCAUUCCCCGGAAGCUGAUCGGCAGAGUGGAGGUGCUGCCGGCGACCACCACGUGUGAGCAGACGGAGAUCAUUAUCACGUUGAAGGGCUCAAAGGAGGAGCGCUGCUUGAAUCCUGCCACUCAACGAAUGCAAGCAUUUGUCACCAAGUUCCUGGGAGGAAGGAUUCUCCACAGCAAAGAAAAAAAGCACAAAUAAUGCUGCACUGAUGGAGCCGCUCUGAC
This is a messenger RNA of Megalops cyprinoides (Indo-Pacific tarpon), 343 nucleotides long. RefSeq names its product C-X-C motif chemokine 11-like. Gene Ontology annotation, cellular component: extracellular region. The coding region runs from base 12 to 317 and encodes 101 amino acids. Gene Ontology annotation, biological process: neutrophil chemotaxis; cellular response to lipopolysaccharide; inflammatory response. NCBI's taxonomy places the organism in Eukaryota, Metazoa, Chordata, Actinopteri, Elopiformes, Megalopidae. The transcript is spliced from 4 exons. The record is from RefSeq and is a predicted model, not a curated record. Gene Ontology annotation, molecular function: CXCR chemokine receptor binding; chemokine activity.